Molecule: messenger RNA, 875 nt
Organism: Fusarium redolens
Lineage: Eukaryota; Fungi; Ascomycota; Sordariomycetes; Hypocreales; Nectriaceae
Exons: 1
Coding region: 237-470 (77 amino acids)
Source: RefSeq, a predicted model, not a curated record
CUCCAACUUACUGUGUUAACGGCAUGGACAACGAGCGAUGGGGUAACGACAAUUUAACCUUAUAGCUAAGGUACGAAGCACUCAUAAAGGCAUACUCGAAGUAAACUUUAAUCGUUGCGUUGUUCAAUGGGCAACCCAAUACUCGAGCGUCUCAUCAGCAUACCCAGCCUGUGGUUUCAAGACCAACCUGAAAGAGAUGAACUGUUCUCUUCACCAAACCCUGGUUCUUGUUUGUGAUGAGCCAUCAGCUGUACCACAGCUAUUUACCAUCAUUAUGGGUAGACGGCACUUUCGUAAGUCUUACCCGGGUAUUGCUCUUCUUCUGCCUUCUUGUUGCACGUAGAGUAUGGGCGAGUAACGUUGCUAGUAAGAGACGGAAUGUUAUCGGCACACGGCAUUUGAGAGACCCAUGUCGAGCUGAGCUCUUUGGUCCAAGUCACUCACCGUUAAUCAUUUCAAGAGACACUUAACAUUAGCCCGCGGAUAGAAUUGCAUCCGGGAGAGUGAAACACCACUUACACUUGUAAGAGCGCGUCUAGACUCUUCUGGAGCGCCUCUAUCGCACCACAAGCGCGGCAAAUGGCAACACCACGUUGGUUCGUUAGACUCGAGCGCUUAUUGUUGUUCCUUUGCCCGAUAAUUAUCAAAGCACGGUCCGGUUGUUUCUUAGCAAAGAUUUACUUCUGAUGUUGAUCAUAGCCAGAUGAUAACCAUCGAGCCAAUAUCGUGGCAGUCUGAUACCGCCAUGCUGUUUCUCCAGCCACUGAUGUGUGUAUCAGCUCACGAGAAGUUGUCAUUGCUAGCACAUCCAAGCACUCGUCUGCUCAGUCUCGGUCCCGAAGACGCUUGCAGCCCUGCCCUGCCCUGCCCUGCCC